AUGAAAAAAAAUAGCAUUUUAUCAGUGCCUAUUAAGUAUUAAAAUUAGAUAUAUUAAGUAGAAGUAAGAAUUAUAUAUUAUAUAGAUAUUUGCAUUUGAUACACCAUUAUAAAUAGCCUAUAGAUUUUGUACUUAACAGAAUUUAGAAUUCAAUUUUAUAUCACCACUUUCAAAAUAAAUUAUAUCCUUUGUGUCUAUGCUUUUGGAUUCUUCUAUUAUUGAUAACACUAUUAAAGCAUAAAUACGAUUACACUUUGAUAAAUUUAUAAAUAAUGCAAGUAUUAGAGAGAGUAUUAAAAUUGUGGACACUUCCAUAUAAAUUCGAAAUGAUUGCAUACAAAUUACAAAAUAAUAAGAAUCAACAAAAAAUAAAGAUGAAAAUUUCAAUUUUUCAUUUGAUAAAGACAAUAAUGAAGAUAACACAUCAAACCUUUAGGAUUAAUUUCAAUUUUCAUUUAAAAACAAAUUAUAAGACAUGUUAAAUCCAGAAAAAAAUUAACCUUCUUCUAGAGGUAGUAGUCGUAUAGAUCAUUAUGUUAAGAAUAAUUCAGUUCAUUAGAUUGAGAAUCUUCAAAAAUAGGAGAAAUUGAAUUAGAAAAUAAUGAAUAGAUUAAAAAACAAAUCACCUAGUAAAUCACCUAAUAAAAGAAUUGGCAUUCCUUAUUAAGAGUAUAUGAAAAGACCAAGUGUUUAAAUUGAUAAUUCUAAGGAUAGUUUUCAUUCAAAUCAUGGUCUCAGAAAUAGGCCUAGUCAAUUCAUCUCUGUUUAAUAAAGUCCCAUCUAUACACCAGAAAAGCAGGAACAAUAUACUAUUUAAACUUUACCAAAAGGUAGAAUAAGUAUGGAAAAAUCAAAGCAAUCUAAUUCAAGAAAUAUCUCACCAUAAGAAAUUAGUUUCUCUUAAUAAUAGAUAGAUUAAAGCAUAUAAUCAGUAAAGAAUUGAAUUAAAUUAUUUAGUCUAUGAUUAGUAAUGGAACAUUAUGUAAUAGUAGAAUUGAACAUUAAUCUAAGUAAGACAGAAUGAAGAGUUUCAAAGAUUUGAUGAAUAAAUUGUAAUGUAUUUCAACUCCUCAAAAGAGUUAAAGAAAUUAUGAAAUUUAUAUCAAACAAUAAAACAAUGCAUAUGCAAAAAUAGUAAACACCAUUUUUAGUGUAAAGUUAUUAGGAAUAAAAAAUUAAUGAAAUAUUUGCUAUACUUGAUACUAAUAAAGAUGGUUACAUAGAUCAUGAAGUCAAUUUAUAAUAAUUAAGAUAAUAAAUUAUAGAUUUGUUCGAACCAGUUUGGUUUCAAAUAUUGUGGAAGAAGAUUAAGAUUAAUAAAAGAUAGUUUUAAGAUAUGAUGUAAAAAAGGUAAUGAUUUAAGUAAUUAAGAAUUAAGGAUCUUGAUUAAUAAGAUAUUGGAAAAUUUAUAUUUAAUGGAAUUAAAAAGUGA
This is a messenger RNA of Paramecium pentaurelia, 1432 nucleotides long. The record is from the annotation of a GenBank genome assembly. Lineage: Eukaryota; Ciliophora; Oligohymenophorea; Peniculida; Parameciidae.